Messenger RNA from Yamadazyma jaroonii, 798 nucleotides. Lineage: Eukaryota; Fungi; Ascomycota; Pichiomycetes; Serinales; Debaryomycetaceae. The record is from the annotation of a GenBank genome assembly.
AUGGUAAAAUCGUACUUAAUCACAGGCGCCAAUAGAGGAAUCGGUCUCGGUUUGGUAAAAGAAAUUUUACAAACUGAAACUAAUCAAGUUUUUGCAACAGUGAGAAAUCUUGAUAACGUUGCCGAUUUGAAAGCUAUCGAAUCUGACAGACUUCAUAUUGUAAAAUGUGAUAUUUCGUCCGAAGAUUCCAUUGAUGAAUGUUUCGAACAAAUCAACAAGCUCACAAAAUCAAUUGAUAUAGCUAUUUUAAGUGCUGCUUUGAUGGGGGGAGUUUCUGAAGGACCAAUGGAAUUAACAGACUCCAGAGAAUCCUGGAAUGAUUUCAAAAAUAAUGCCAUGCAAUUUUUUGGAGUCAACGCGUUGAGUCAGAUUUACCUCGCCAAUAAAGUUAUUCCUUUAAUUGAAGCUUCCAAUGAAAAGAAAUUGAUAUUUGUCUCAACUGGUCUAGCUUCUUUGGAUUACACUCGUAGAGCUAAAUUUGCUGGAAAGAUUCCUUAUUCCUUUUCAAAGGCAGCACUUUCCUUGUUGGAUGCAAAGUAUGGUGCUCAAUUGAAACAUAAAGGUGUUACUGUUUUAGCUGUUUGUCCAGGUAUGGUUAAUUCAAGAAAUUUUCCUCAAGAACAGGUUGAAAUUAUUUUUGGACCUUUUAUAGAAAUGGCCCAAAAGUUCAACCCAGAUUUUGAAGGUGUUAUGUCUAGUGAAGAGGCUUGUAAAAAAUUUUUAAAGGCCAUUGAAUUUUACGGUGUUUUCCAUAGUGGACAAUUCCUUAGUAGUAAUGGUUCAGCAACUGAUUUCUGA